GGCUGCGGGGGGCGGUGUUGGUGGAGGGCAGGUAGUGGGUGCCUCUGGCCUGCGGCCUGGUCGAGGCGCCGGAGCCUGGAGUGAGUCGGUGCCUCAUGCCGGUGGACACGAAGCGAGUGCGGGGCCCGGAGGAAUCGCAGUCGCCGCUGCUGUUUGUGGCGGGCGAUGCAGGUCCGAGCUCGGUGCCGGGGAAGGCGGGGUCCCUGGGCCGGGCCCGGGCCCGGGCCGACGGGCGGUCAGCCGCGGAGCCGAGGCCGGUGUUUGCUCGGGCCGGCCUGGUGAGUCAGGCGGACGGGUCGGUGUACGCCGAGUGCGGCCUCAGUAAGCUGCUGUGCGCCGUGUACGGGCCCCGGGAGAGCGACAGGAAGGAGGAGCGGCGACUGAGCGGAGCCACCCUGGGCUGCGAGUUCAGAUUUGCUCCGUUCUCCUGCAAGAAGAGAGCUGCCUGGAUUCAGGGCAACUUGGAGAAGGAGUAUUCGUUGAUCAUGGAGCAGAGCUUGCAGCCAGCUAUCUGUCUUCACAAGUACCCCAGGUCCCAGAUUGAAGUGUAUGUGAUGGUUCUGGAGAAUGACGGCUCCACCUUGGCAGCUGCUUUGACUUGUGCUUCCAUUGCACUGGCAGAAGCAGGCAUCGAGAUGUUCGACAUGGUAGUGGGCUGCUCCUUGCGGCAGUGUGGAGAUGACUCCCUCCUUGACCCAACAGCUGCUGAGGAGUACAGUGCAGCCAGCUCGCAGGCAGUAAAUAAUGGCAGCUUGACUGUGGCUCUGCUGCCCACACUCAAUCAAAUCUCUGGGCUGGUCUCCAAAGGAGAGUGGGAGGAGCAGACAUCAGUAGAAGCAAUCAAGGCUUGCAUUGAGGGGUGUCAGAAACUGUACUCCGUAGUCCAGCAGUGUCUAACCAAAUCAGUUAAGAGGAAAAUCCCACAGCUUGUCAGUAAAGAUUAGACGAACUUUUAUUCAUGGACAUUCCAGUGAAUGCUUUCUUUAAAAAUAAAUGUUUUUUACUGUUGUAUUUGCUACAUUUAUACGAAUUUGUAAAGUGUCCUUUGUUUAAAAUUUAACUAAAAUUGAACGACACGGUAUUGGAGUGUGAGGUUGAGUUCUGUCUAUGGUGAGAUGUCUCAUCUGCAGUGGUGUUGAUGUUGAGCUUCAGUGCAGGGCAGGAUCAUCAGUCAGGUUUCCUGGUGCUGAUUGUUGGAAGUGUGGGAUUUGGUCCUCGAUUCCCUUCUGUCUGGUUCUUGAGCAGUGUGGAUGGAGUUGUGUUCUGGUAAAACAUGAUCUCCACGUGAAGCAGAGAGUAAACGUAAUUCAAUCUAAAGUGACAUAGGACUGUCCCUUCACUGCUUACUUGUUCUCUGGCCAUGACAUUUAUUUCUCCACUUCCUUAAUGAACAGAUUUCAACUCUGAGGGCCUAUGGAUUACACAGUGCAGUCUGUUUAGGAUAAGUCUAAUCCUUAUGAGUUAUUAAAACAUGCAGUUUAUUGGUGGAUACAUAUCUCCUGCAACACAUUGAUGCAGAGUUUAGUUUUGAGUUUGGUUUGACCCCCUUCAUACGCCAUAUUCUCCGACUGGUCCCAGAAAGGGCUGUUACUUCUACAGGGAACAAGAGACAGAGCCAAGGCACUCAUGGGACAGAGAGUUUACAUUGCAGUCUGACAGUCUUGCAUUGAAAUAGAUCCCAACUUGACAAAGUGACUGGUUACUGGUUGUAAGGCUAUUGUGUUAAAUGAGCUUGGAUAGUCUAAACUCAGUAGUCAGUGGCUAUCAGCCUUCAAAAGAAAACUGCCCAAGCAUUCAGUUCUGCUGGUGGCGCAGUGACAGCUGUGAUGAAUGUACUUCACUCAACUGCAGGAGCACAGUACAAGGCAGAUUACUGGGCACAGCUGAUGGAUUUUCUUUGUCCCUCACCAAAUUUUGUAGUACUGCUAGACCUAGACACACUUGAUUAUGAGUGUUCUGGGUGGGAGACAUUCAUCCAGUUGAUUCGUUCACGAACUUGUCUGUUUGCUUUUUUUUUAACAAAUAAAAUCAAAAUUCUCGAC
Messenger RNA from Chiloscyllium plagiosum (whitespotted bambooshark), 2042 nucleotides. NCBI's taxonomy places the organism in Eukaryota, Metazoa, Chordata, Chondrichthyes, Orectolobiformes, Hemiscylliidae. The record is from RefSeq and is a predicted model, not a curated record.